This is a messenger RNA of Sardina pilchardus (European sardine), 5279 nucleotides long. It is a transcript of the gene slc24a3, whose product is annotated as solute carrier family 24 member 3. The record is from RefSeq and is a predicted model, not a curated record. Gene Ontology annotation, biological process: intracellular calcium ion homeostasis; calcium ion transmembrane transport. The transcript has 17 exons. Gene Ontology annotation, molecular function: calcium channel activity; calcium, potassium:sodium antiporter activity. Bases 252 to 2264 code for a protein of 670 amino acids. NCBI's taxonomy places the organism in Eukaryota, Metazoa, Chordata, Actinopteri, Clupeiformes, Clupeidae. Gene Ontology annotation, cellular component: plasma membrane.
GCGCUUCUUCCUUUCGCGAUAUCUAUGUUUCGCAUCAUCGGGAUUUGAAAUUAUAUAGAAUUAAACAGCUUUAAUGCUAAGCGAAAACAUUAACAGCCGCGUGUGAACACUGUCAAAACACCUCUUCCGUGUCUAAACUUUCCCCAUCGCUCUCUCUCUCUCUGUCUCUCUCGCCCACCCCUGAUCCCAAGAAUCUCUCUUUUGCACUAUCCGCACAGUUCGUUGGGCACUCUCGCUGUCGAGGUUUCGAAAUGGAUGGGGUUAUCGUUGGCUGGAUGCCUAAGUCUGCCGGGGUCCAGAGUUGCCCGCUGCAAGUGAUGCUCAGCCAGAGGAAGAUCAAAGCGAGGAGGAAAGGGCGAAAGGAGUUGUUCCUUGGACAGAUGUGCUUCAUGGGGCUUUUGCUUAUGGUGGUGUGCGGUUUAUCGCGUGUUGCUGAAAGCACAGGUUACCGCCCACUCAGCGAUGGACCAAAGGCUACUCCAGGCUGGGAUAGCCGUCGGCUACUGCAGGACUAUGAAAACACCUACACGUACAUACCAGAAACAACAGAGGCGACGGAGCGACCGCCCAAAAACUGUACCGAGCCAGCUCUUCAUGAAUUCCCCACCGAUCUCUUCACCCACCAGGAGAGGGUCGAGGGAGCGGUCGCACUGCAUGUUCUAUGUGCCAUGUACAUGUUCUACGCCCUGGCCAUUGUGUGUGAUGACUACUUUGUUCCAUCGCUGGAGAAAAUCUGUGAGCGAUUGCAUCUGAGUGAGGAUGUUGCUGGAGCAACCUUCAUGGCAGCAGGAAGUUCAGCCCCAGAGCUUUUCACCUCUGUCAUUGGGGUGUUCAUUACUAAGGGUGAUGUCGGGGUGGGAACCAUCGUAGGCUCUGCUGUCUUCAACGUUCUAUGCAUCAUCGGCGUCUGUGGAAUAUUUGCUGGACAGGCUGUGCGACUCUCCUGUUGGACUCUAAUGAGGGAUUCAGUGUUCUACACCAUAUCAGUGACCACUCUAAUUGUGUUUAUAUAUGACGAGAAGGUUACAUGGUGGGAAUCUCUCACACUCGUGCUGAUGUACCUUGUUUACAUUACGAUAAUGAAGCUGAACUCAACUGUGGUGCGUUUCAUUGAGAGGCGUAAGAAGAACUCUGGUAACCUGGGCAACGGCAAUGCCAGCAACGCCGACCUAGAGGAUGGUUGUGACGCCACAGUGGUGCUGCUGAAAAAAGCUAACUUCCACCGGAAGCCGUCCGUGUUGAUGGUGGACGAGCUCCUGUCGGCCUACCCCCACCAGCUGUCCUUCUCCGAGGCCGGCAUGCGCAUCAUGAUCACCAGCCACUUCUCCCCGCGCACCCGCCUCACCAUGGCCUCCCGCAUGCUCAUCACCGAGAGGCAGCGCCUGAUAAAUGGACACCUCAUUAACGGCGAUUCUGACAUCUCGGCCAAGCUGCCGGGUCGGCGGGCGGUGGAGAACGGGCUGGGGGGCAUGGAGCGUGGGCUCAACGGGCGCCGCGGGGGUCACCGCGACGACGACCGAGGAGGAGCCGAGACCGGCACGGACACGGAAAACGAAAACGAAGACAACGAGAACAACGAAAAUGACGAGGAGGAGGAGGAGGAAGGGGAGGAGAAUGAGGGACCCCUCGUACCGUUUCAAGUACCAGGUGGUUGCUGUAAUAAGGUAAAGUGGUUGCUUGCCUGGCCGCUGUGUCUGGUGUUGUACUUCACCGUGCCCAACUGUGCCAAUCCUCGUUGGGAGCGGUGGUUCAUGGUAUCGUUUUUCAUGUCCACGGUCUGGAUCGCUGGCCUGUCCUACAUCAUGGUGUGGAUGGUGACGGUCAUCGGGUUUACCCUGGGCAUCCCUGAUGUCAUCAUGGGGAUCACGUUCCUGGCAGCUGGCACCAGUGUCCCAGACUGCAUGGCCAGCCUUAUCGUGGCACGACAAGGCCUCGGUGACAUGGCUGUGUCCAACUCCAUUGGCAGUAACGUGUUUGAUAUCCUGGUGGGCUUGGGUUUGCCCUGGACUCUGCAAACUCUGGCCGUCAACUACGGCUCCACUAUUCACCUGAACAGUAAAGGACUCAUCUUCUCAGUAGGCCUCCUGUUGGCCUCUGUGUUUCUAACAAUUGUGGGCGUACAUCUGAAUAAGUGGGUCUUAGACCGCCGCUUGGGCAUAGCCUGUCUGAUGAUGUACGCAGUCUUCCUCUGUUUCUCCAUCCUCAUCGAGUUCAACAUUUUCACCUUCGUCAACCUGCCCACCUGCCGAGAUGCAGCCAUCUGAAGACACUUCUUCUUCGUCCUCCCUCUCUGCCAUCCUCUUCCUCACCUGUGUCUCUGUGAGGUGGAGCAUCCUAGAGCCUGCUGGGAGAGAUCUCUUUUCUCUUUUUUUUUUUUCAAUCUUUCACUGAUCUUGUAAUUUAUUGAUCUUUGGAUUAUUGUCUUUGUCUUUGACAAUGGUGCAAUACAGACAAAUGCCCUGUGCCUAGUUGUUGUUUUUUCCCCCCCUUUUUUUUCGAGGCGGGCAUUUGUUUGAAAAGAAAAGGAUCUCUGGUACGAAAGAGGAUGACGGAAUGCACCUCAGACAGGAAAGAGACACAAAAGAGAGAUAUUUUUGAUGACUACUGCCUGAUUUGAUGUGAAUAUGGGGAGAAGUUUUUAUAAAUUUGAAACGGACUGCAUUAGGAAAAUGAUGCUAACUCAAUUCUAUUUUACAAUGAGAUCUUUGUUUGUUUGUUGUGAGCUGCUAACUAGCUGGACAAUGAAGAGUUUUUGUUGUUCUGCCGAUAAUCAUUGGAACCAUGGUUAAUAGUAUCAGUUAAAAUAUAAAUAUAUAAAUAUACAUUAGUUUAUUAAGAGGUGUCUAUUGAAAGAUGACUAUUACAAAUACUGAAGGGUACUGGUGACCUGCUGCGUGUGUGUAUAUAUACAGAUCUGUACAGAUUUGAUUAGAUGUUGAUUACAGUGACAUGGUUGACCAUGUUCAGAUUCCUCAGAUCCCUUUUCUUAACCUGGGCAUUACUGGCCUCCUCCUGGCUUUUACACCCACCAGAGUCCCUUUGCCUUCCCUCAUCGAGGUCUAUCAACAACAUGGAAGGUGCGACACAACAUGAGCCCCCAUGAGGACCACUUGGACAAACACUAGUGGAGAUCUUGACUGGAGCUGUUGUAUAUAGAAUGUACAGUAUUUACAUUUGCUGGAUGGAAAUGCAAUGUGUACAUUUCUUGAUUUCAGUAGGCAGUGGAGUAGAUCAUGUGUCCGUGUGGAUAUGAGGCACAGGAAGUGGUGUCUGAUUCAUCAUGUGCGAUUUUAGAACCUUCUCUGGGACUUUGAAAGAGACACUGUGGUGGGGUCAUGCAUUGGGGGAAAGGUUGCCAGCAGAAAUCUAUACCUAUACAUAGAGUCUGGUGGAGGAAUACAUUUGUGUACAAAAUACUUUUUGAUGUUUGGUUUUGUCUUUUGCUUUCACUUGUGUGCUGUACAUACUGAAACAUGUAUGUGUAUUUAAUAAUUUAUUGAGAUCUAUUUAUGCACUUUUUAGAGAUUGCAAACAAACAAAAAAUACACCCACAGCUGUCCCAAAGAACAGGUUAUUCUGGAAAUUCAGUCAAACUAUGUUAAUUUUAUGCCCAUAUUUUUUUGUCAGAUCCUUUUCUACUGUAUUUCCUUCUGGUUCUUGACUUGGAGAUUUUACACACUUUAGAUACCCCUUUGACUAUUAAAUUAUAUUGUUUCUACUAUUUGUUAUAUAUUAUAUGGCAGAGUAUGGUGAGAUUAUUGUGUGAGUAAAGCUGUGUUCAAAAAAACCCUCCCUGAGUAUUCAGGUGAGAGCAAUUAUUUUCUUGCAUUGGCUGUUUUGACAUCUAGAGGUAGACACAUCUGUGUGGUUGUUUGGCUUUGAAAUGUCUUACAGGCUGAUUAGCAGGAUAUUAUUCUGCUAAAAUGAAGCACCAAGGUACACUUUACGUCAAUAAUCUGUGUGCGUGUGAGAGAGUGGUGAGUGUAAUGUUUCUUUCUGUAUGUGUGUGCACUCAACUAGUAUGUACACAUGUAUGUGUGUGCAUGAUUGUAUCCCUCUCCAAAAUGUAACUUAAAUGUCAUACUCUAAAAUCCCCAGAGACCUCCUCUGUUCAGACAUUUUGUUUUCUAAGUUAACCCUGAACUGUACCUGCUCUCUCACACCGACACUGGCUUUACUUAUACAUAACCCACGUAAAUUUUCUGAAGUUCCACCCGCAGUACAUACAGUAUUGUGGGAUCUUGUCAUCCUGGUAGCUUGACAGUGUUGUGUGCAGUCUGGUUCUGUAUCAUGAAGAUCUACUUACUGUAUACUGCCAUCCAAAUUCACUUUUCCAUUAUCUUUUAAUGGAAUCUUUGGCCAACCUUUGGUGAAUCAUUACUAUGGGUGAAUCUGUGGAUUUUGGAGCUAUGAUAUCCAUGUUAUUUCCUGUUGUUUAAUAAGCUUACAUGGGGUUGACCGGGUCUUAUCAUUUGAAGUUCUGGUUUUGCCACUUUACAUACUUUCCUAGUCCAAUGGCACAUUGCAGGGAAUUAUAACAUACUGUGUGACACGUCCAGUGUUCUUGUUCAUAUUAUAAUAGGUUCAGUUGAUAAGCUUUUCAGAUUUUGCUGCAAAAUAAGUAUUUUUCUGUUUUGUCACAUAGCAUCUAUUUGUAUUCCGUUACGCGCAUAAUAAUGUUAAUGUUUAGAAGUUGUUUCUGAUUUUUUUUAUUUUCCCUUUUUUUGUUUGCAUUAGAAUAUCUUUCAGAGGAUCUGUCUUUUUGGCUUAUGUUUCUACUGCUCAUAAAACAAUAUUCAGCCAGUCAAUCGUCUUGCAGAGUUUAGUUCAGGAAAGGAACACACCCAUGUCCCAGACAGGAGUUGUGUGUACUGUUCAAGUUUACUGCUCACUAAUAGUUUGUUCCAACGACCUCUUUAUCACUACAGACAUAACCAGCAUAUGCGUAGUUUAUUGAAAACCAACUCCUUACGUGUGACAGGAGACUUAGUGAGGUUUUAUGCUCCCAACUCUACAUAAGAGGGUAUCUCUCCCAGUUCUCAGAGUAGUGCAAUAGGGAUUGAAUUGUUAUAGAUGUCUUGUGAUUACCUGCGUAGCGAAUGUACAGUGUGAUUUUGGACUGAUGUUUUAAGGGAUGUUCUUUAUUUGUUGAGGUAAAUGUGUAGAUAAACACUCUGGAAAGUCAAGGGAAAACAGGGUUCAAUAAUGAAAAUGAAAUAAAAAAUGUCCUGUUGAUUGAUAAUGCAAUAAUGAUUAGCUUUAUUAUUGUAUAUCUUCGG